Juglans microcarpa x Juglans regia is the source of this 970-nucleotide messenger RNA. RefSeq names its product CASP-like protein 1D1. The coding region runs from base 201 to 812 and encodes 203 amino acids. The transcript has 3 exons. Lineage: Eukaryota; Viridiplantae; Streptophyta; Magnoliopsida; Fagales; Juglandaceae. The record is from RefSeq and is a predicted model, not a curated record.
AAUGAAUCAUGUAUUUUGGGUUUGUUCCAAAACAUCCUUUUAUGUGUAUAUAUGCACACAUAUGUUCUCCACCUUUCGCUUAUCCAAACCCUAGCUAUCUCCUGUACACUAAUUAAGCUGCUGCUAUUCAAAGCAGUAUAUGCUAUAUUAGCUAGCUAGCAAGCUGCCACAGUACCUGAUCUCCAUUAACAAUAUUAUCCAUGGCUUCCACCGAUAAGCCUACUGAUCACCCUGAACAUGGCAAAGAAAUCCCACCACCCAAGCCAGAAGUUCCAGCUGCUGCACCCCCAGCUCAUAGGGACUAUUUUGUUCUUGAUGUGGCUCUCAGGGUCUUGCUAUUUGCGGCGGCUUUGACUGCUGUCAUCGUCAUGGUCACUAGUGAGCAAACGAAGCUGAUUCCGGGGCUAGGACGUCGCAAGGCCAAGUUUAAUCACACGCCGGCUUUCAUAUACUUUGUAGUGGCGCUGUCCGUUGCUGGCCUUUAUAGUCUCAUUACAAUAUUAGCAUCGGCCUCUGUUAUCCUGAAGCAAAUCUUUUCAUCAAAGUUCCUGGUCCAUUUUGCAUAUACGGAUGUGCUGAUAUUGGGCCUGGUAGCUUCAGCCACUGGCAGCGCGGGUGGGGUUGCAUACGUGGGGUUGAAAGGCAACAAACACGUGGGCUGGAACAAGGUGUGCUCCACCUACGAUACAUUCUGCCAACAUGUCGCUGGCUCCCUUGCUGUUUCCUUGUUCGCUUCGGUUGUUCUUGUCUUUCUCAGCUGGCUCUCCAUUUUCUCCCUUCACAGUCGAACAACUACACCGGCCCCUCGCUAAAAGGCCAAACACAUUAUAUAUCUCAGAUUUGGCUUCAGGAAUUUGUGUUGAAUAAAAUCUCAACGCUCGCUGGCUAUUCUCGUGUAUUGUCUGUGCAUAUAUCUUUAUCUUCGAUGUGUCUGUUAAUGACGUGUGAUAGAAUUUGUAACAUUUCGAUA